UUAAGGUAUUCUGCAAUAAUGGGGACGUUCCUGAGUUCCUUGGGGAAAGGAGGGCCACGGCCGCCACCGCAGAUGGUCGGAUUUUUUAUGGGAGCGCUUUAUAACCAAUUCGUGGAGAAGGAUAUCACCAACUUUGAUUCAUUCCACAUUGCCAUUCUUGACAUCUUCAACACUUUCAACGCGGCACUGCCCGGCAAACAUGUGGACAUUCCGUCGCAAAGCAAAGUAGAGGAAUGCUUUCGACAGUGGAAAGAAGCCGCCAAGGAGACAAAGAAAAAGAAGGUCUUUGUGAAUUUCAUGACAGAGAACGUUACUGUCAGUAAGUUGGAUGACUCCACAGUCAUCGUCGGAGUACUAACGCCACCGGUGGCUAUGGCGGCCAAGAAGGCCGGAGAGAAUGUGCCACAGCUGAUGCUUAUCAAGAACAUCCCCGAUGUCAUUUUCGUGCCAGCGGCUACUGUUUUAGCCCUCAUCUCUGUAAAGCUGUCUGGAAGAAUUCUCAACAAGGCUAUAGUCCCCCCAGAGCGGAAAAUUUAAGGAAUUCAAACGCGUCAUACGACCCAAAAGAAAAAUGCAUGUGUGACUAUAAAUAAACAGGAGAAGUUCUUGACUGCAA
Molecule: messenger RNA, 616 nt
Organism: Eucalyptus grandis
Lineage: Eukaryota; Viridiplantae; Streptophyta; Magnoliopsida; Myrtales; Myrtaceae
Exons: 4
Coding region: 19-537 (172 amino acids)
Source: RefSeq, a predicted model, not a curated record